Molecule: messenger RNA, 1500 nt
Organism: Paramecium tetraurelia
Lineage: Eukaryota; Ciliophora; Oligohymenophorea; Peniculida; Parameciidae
Exons: 1
Source: RefSeq, a predicted model, not a curated record
AUGUAUUCAACCUACAAGCACAUCUUUAAACAAAUGAAUGAUAUUAUGCAGGAUCCCAUCAUUAAUGAAUUUUUAUCAGUGAAAUAGAUUGAAGACAAUAUUCCUGACAGAAAGAACAUUAUCAAGUUUGGAUUGAUACUCAAAUAAUUAGAUUAGUUUAUGAAAGAGCAAAUGGUCAUUGAAUAAAAAAUAAAAGGCAAAUUAUUGGCCAUCAUCAAAUAUGACAAGUCUUUUCCUAAAUUUGUGAAUUUCAUCUAAAUAAUUAAUGAUGAGUAUACUAUUGAAUUUUCAUAAGCACAUCUUGAUGAACUAAGUCAUAUCACUGACAGUCAUACUGACGACUUGUACACCUUAUAAGAUAUCAUAUACGAAGUUGUAAAAAGAAUUAAAACCAGAGUCAAUAUGGAGCAUCUCAAAUAUUUGCUCGAUUAAUAAAUUUAGCAUUCAAUAUCAACUAAACUCUAUCAAAUUAAUCAGCCUCCAACAUUAAUCUAUUUGUUAUAGCACAACGAGAGAAUAGUCUUCAUUUUAAUUGCUGUUUGUAAUCAAGAGCAGAUUCCCUUGCCUUGCUUCAUUAAUUGUUUGUAUUUGACUGGAGAUCAGAUGAAAUUGAGAAUAGAUUAGAAUCUAGAAAGAACCAUAUUGUCAAUUGUGUAAGUAAAAAAGGUGGCUGAAGAAUUGGGUUAUAACAAUGUAUCAUUAGCAGAACAAGGACUUCUAGAACUCAAAUUACAAUAUUAUAAGUAGUAUUUAGAGAUACCUGAAUAAGAUUUAAUCGAUUCAACAUUAUCCGUUCUUGUAAUGAAAGGAAUAGAAGUAAAUUAAGUGCAAAUAAGAAAUUUGUUGACUCAAACGUUGAAAAUUUAGAAUUGUCCUUAAAUCAAUCGAUUGAAAACUCUAUUUAAUCAAUUAUUAGAGACAUCAUAACAAAUGACAGAGAGAAGACAAUAAAAUAGAAAUCUCAAAGUCAAUAUUGUUAUUGUCUUGAAAUAAGUUAUUUUGAAAAUGAUAAAGGAUAAAACAGGAUUCCCAUAAAUUAUAAAUUUGAUGAAAUUAAGAAAUGGAAACCUUAAAUUUGAUGCAACUGAUACAGUGCUAAGGAAAUACUUUUAAUAUAUUUAAAAACCACUUGUUGAACUUUAUAGUGUUACUAGUUUCACUCAAUUAAACAACUUUUGUAGAACUUCAGUAUUAAAUCCAACAGAAUAGUGUGAGGCUGAAAUAAUUGAGAAAAUGCUUGAAUUAGUGUAUUAGGAGCGUUCAAAAUAUUUGGUUGAGUUAAAGAGUAUUUUUGAGGAGUCAAAAUAAACUAAUAACAGUUUACUUAUGAUACUCAGUAUUUGUCAAGAGAAAUCAAAUAAGCCUAUUGAAAAAUCGGACAAAAUUGAGAUUCUGUUUUAGAUAAAAGUGUUGAUAGAAUAAUUGUUGUCGUAUACAGAAAAAAACAAAAUAAUUGAAUUGGAUAGUGAUGAAGAGUUAAAGAAAUUAUAGAAGAUAUGA